GAGCCUAAUGAGGUCUAAAGACAAACAGCAAAGCGAGUGAAAAGUGUCUUUAAAAGGAAGGAGAGUAGACAAAGAGAAGAAAAUACAGAAACGAUUGAUACAAACAUGAGCACAGAAGGAAAUCAGAAUGCAGGAAGCGGAGCAGUGAAUGGGAAAUGCAACAAAGCUGAGUGGAAGUGUCCCAUAAAUGACCCCAAAUUUCCCAAAGACGAUGUAGUGAAGAUAUGGAAGGAAUGUCAGUACGAGAGCUUCUGGUAUCGAGCUCUUCCUCUGUCUGUCGGGAGCAUGACUGUGACAGGUGGCCUUAUAUACAGUGGUGUCUGGAAUAAGUCAAAGCGAUUUGGGUAUUUUCCCAAACUGAUUUUGGCGGGCAUUCUGGGUUAUGCAGUAGGCAAAGCUUCCUAUAUCCCGACUUACAGAGAGAAGUUUACUAAACUGGAUCCUGAGUUCAAAAAAGCGUUUGGUUCAGGGUUUGGACCUCCUGGAUUUGGACCUGGACAUAAAUAUUGUCACCAUGUGUGUGAAAAGUGCAAGAAAGAGGGAACAGAAGCCACACCGACAGCGUCUGAUGCGCCCACUCAAAGCUGAUGUUCAUUAAAAUGAAGAGGACACAGCUCAUUAAACAAUGUUUUUGCAAUGACUUUUUUUUUAAUAAAUAUGAAACUUAACAGCUUACUAAACAAUGUUUCUGCAAUGACUUUGAAAAA
This is a messenger RNA of Misgurnus anguillicaudatus (oriental weatherfish), 707 nucleotides long. It is a transcript of the gene ociad2, whose product is annotated as OCIA domain containing 2. The record is from RefSeq and is a predicted model, not a curated record. Gene Ontology annotation, cellular component: mitochondrial inner membrane. Lineage: Eukaryota; Metazoa; Chordata; Actinopteri; Cypriniformes; Cobitidae.